CACGGUCUGCUGCCAGCUCUGGGAGACGGAGUCGCAGCGCGCAGCCCAGCCCGGGACGGAGCUGGGCGCGGUGCGAGCCUCGGGAGGGUCGCGGGGAGCGGGGGCGGGUCGCGGCCAGCCCGCCAGGUCGCGCCACCCGCCCCCGCCCCCGCUCCGGCGCCCGCCGACCUGAGACUGAGCGCGCCAGCGCGCCGGGGCCAAGCCUCCGGGACAGGCACCGCGAAGAAGGCGGCCGGCGCGGGCUCUCGGCGUAGGCGCAGCGCCCCUUCCCCUCAGUCUGCUGGGCACCUGCUGCGCACCUGCCUCCGCGCCCGGACCCCUUCCCCCGCCGCGAGUCCCGGUUCUUCCCCUGCAGCUCUGCCCCCUCUCUGCCCCAGCCUAGCGCUCUCCCCUCUGCGACCUGGGAGAAUCGGAGUGCCUUCCAGGGUAGUGGCCUCUUGCAGAUGCUGGCCCGUGCCCGGGUCCCGAGCUUCCAGAGCGCGAAGGGAAGGGUGGGCAGAGAGGGCGCUGGGCGAGCGUGGUCUGGCGCUGGGCCCUGGCUGCGCACCAGCAGGCUGCGCCGGUCUCUGGGGGCUUCGCCCAGGAUCCCCGACGGACGGCGGAGAGGGGAAGCCCAGAGCCUCCGGUUUCCCACCUAGGCGGGCAGGGGGGGACACGCAGAGCAAAGGCACCCGGCAGCCUGAACCCCCAGGCCUGGUCGCCCAAGGGGACUUCUGGCUUGGCCUCCCAGCCUUCGGAUGGUGGCGUUGUUCUAGUUCAGUCCUCGACCCCAGGCCACAGGAAAAUCGAGAGAAGAAACUUCUUUGGGGAGGGUGCCAUCGCGCUGGCUGUAUUUCUGAGUCCAUCCAGGUCUUGGCGGUGCUAAUGGCUUUGAGCCUGUUUCUAAACUCCCAAAGAAUACGAGCGUGCAAGGGGCAGGACACUCCGGUGGACAUGGGUGGGGCCCUGGGGCUGGCCCUGUUGCUCACCUCGCUCCUUGGUGCCUCGGCAGGGCCGGGUCCCGGGCAGGGCGAGCAGGGCGUGACGGUGGCCGUGGUGUUUGGCAGCUCGGGGCCGCCCCAGGCCCAGGUCAGUGCCCGCCUCACCCCUCAGAGCUUCCUGGACCUGCCCCUGGAGAUCCAGCCACUCACCGUGGGGGUCAACAACACCAACCCCAGCAGCCUCCUCACCCAGAUCUGCAGUCUCCUGGGUGCUGCCCGCAUCCACGGCAUUGUCUUUGAGGACAACGUGGGCACCGAGGCAGUAGCCCAGAUCCUUGACUUCAUCUCCUCCCAGACCCACGUGCCCAUCCUCAGCAUCAGUGGGGGCUCCGCUGUGGUCCUCACCCCCAAGGAGCCGGGCUCCGCCUUCCUGCAGCUGGGCGUGUCUCUGGAGCAGCAGCUGCAGGUGCUAUUCAAAGUGCUGGAAGAGUACGACUGGAGCGCCUUCGCGGUCAUCACCAGCCUGCACCCGGGCCACGCGCUCUUCCUGGAGGGCGUGCGCGCCGUCGCCGACGCCAGCCACCUGAGCUGGCGGCUGCUGGACGUGGUCACGCUGGAGCUGGGGCCGGGCGAGCAGCGCGCGCGCACCCAGCGCCUGCUGCGCCAGCUCGACGCGCCGGUGUUCGUGGCCUACUGCUCGCGCGAGGAGGCCGAGGUGCUCUUCGCCGAGGCGGCGCAGGCCGGCCUAGUGGGGCCCGGCCACGUGUGGCUGGUGCCCAACCUGGCGCUGGGCAGCACCGAUGCGCCCCCCGCCGCCUUCCCCGUGGGGCUCAUCAGCGUCGUCACCGAGAGCUGGCGCCUCAGCCUGCGCCAGAAGGUCCGCGACGGCGUGGCCGUCCUGGCCCUGGGCGCCCACGGCUACCGGCGCCAGCACGGAACCCUGCCAGCCCCGGCCGGGGACUGCCGCGCCCACCCUGGGCCCGUCAGCCCUGCCCGGGAGGCCUUCUACAGGCACCUUCUGAAUGUCACCUGGGAGGGCCGAGACUUCUCCUUCAGCCCUGGUGGGUACCUGCUCCAGCCCACCAUGGUGGUGAUCGCCCUCAACAGGCACCGCCUCUGGGAGAUGGUGGGGCGCUGGGAGCAUGGGGUCCUAUACAUGAAGUACCCCGUGUGGCCUCGAUACAGUGCCUCUCUGCAGCCUGUGGUGGACAGUCGGCACCUGACGGUGGCCACGCUGGAAGAGCGGCCCUUUGUCAUCGUGGAGAGCCCCGACCCUGGCACAGGAGGCUGCGUCCCCAACACUGUGCCCUGCCGCAGGCAGAGCAACCACACCUUCAGCAGCGGUGAUGUGGCCCCCUACACCAAGCUCUGCUGUAAGGGCUUCUGCAUCGACAUCCUCAAGAAGCUGGCCAGGGUGGUCAAAUUCUCCUAUGACCUGUACCUGGUGACCAAUGGCAAGCAUGGCAAGCGGGUGCGCGGCGUGUGGAACGGCAUGAUCGGGGAGGUGUACUACAAGCGGGCAGACAUGGCCAUCGGCUCCCUCACCAUCAAUGAGGAGCGCUCUGAGAUCGUGGACUUCUCUGUGCCCUUUGUGGAGACGGGUAUCAGCGUGAUGGUGGCUCGAAGCAAUGGCACUGUCUCCCCCUCGGCCUUCUUGGAGCCGUACAGCCCUGCAGUGUGGGUGAUGAUGUUCGUCAUGUGCCUCACCGUGGUGGCCAUCACAGUCUUCAUGUUCGAGUACUUCAGCCCUGUCAGUUACAACCAGAACCUCACCAGAGGCAAGAAGUCCGGGGGCCCAUCUUUCACCAUUGGCAAGUCUGUGUGGCUGCUGUGGGCGCUGGUCUUCAACAAUUCAGUGCCCAUCGAGAACCCCCGGGGCACCACCAGCAAGAUCAUGGUUCUGGUUUGGGCCUUCUUCGCUGUCAUCUUCCUUGCCAGCUACACGGCCAACCUGGCCGCCUUCAUGAUCCAGGAGCAGUACAUCGACACUGUGUCCGGUCUCAGUGACAAGAAGUUUCAGCGGCCUCAGGAUCAGUACCCACCCUUCCGCUUCGGCACGGUGCCCAAUGGCAGCACGGAGCGGAACAUCCGCAGUAACUACCGAGACAUGCACACCCACAUGGUCAAGUUCAACCAGCGCUCGGUGGAGGAUGCACUCAGCAGCCUCAAGAUGGGGAAGCUGGAUGCCUUCAUCUAUGAUGCUGCUGUCCUCAACUACAUGGCAGGCAAGGACGAGGGCUGCAAGCUGGUCACCAUUGGGUCUGGCAAGGUAUUUGCCACCACUGGCUACGGCAUUGCCAUGCAGAAGGACUCCCACUGGAAGCGGGCCAUAGACCUGGCGCUCCUGCAGUUCCUGGGGGACGGAGAGACACAGAAACUGGAGACUGUGUGGCUCUCAGGGAUCUGCCAGAAUGAGAAGAACGAGGUGAUGAGCAGCAAGCUGGACAUUGACAACAUGGCGGGUGUCUUCUACAUGCUGCUGGUGGCCAUGGGGCUGGCCCUGAUGGUCUUCGCCUGGGAGCACCUGGUCUACUGGAAGCUGCGCCACUCGGUGCCCAACACAUCCCAGCUGGACUUCCUGCUGGCUUUCAGCAGGGGCAUCUACAGCUGCUUCAGCGGGGUGCAGAGCCUGGCCAGCCCACCGCGGCAGCCCAGCCCAGACCUCACGGCCAGCUCGGCCCAGGCCAGCGUGCUCAAGAUGCUGCAGGCGGCCCGCGACAUGGUGACCACGGCGGGCGUGAGCAGCUCCCUGGACCGCGCCACUCGCACCAUCGAGAACUGGGGUGGCGGCCUCCGUGCGCCCCCACCGCCCCCCUGCCCGACCCCGCGGUCCGGCCCCAGUCCGCGCCCGCCCACUCCCGGCCCGCCCCCAGAGCCGAGCCCCAAGGGCUGGGGACCGCCAGACGGGGGUCGCGCGGGGCUUGUGCGCAGGGCUCCGCAGCCCCCGGGCCGUCCCCCGACGCCUGGGCCGCCCCUGCCAGAUGUCUCCCGAGUAUCGCGCCGCCCAGCCUGGGAGGCGCGGUGGCCGGUGCGGGCGGGGCACUGCGGGAGGCACCUCUCGGCCUCCGAGCGGCGCGCGCUCCCACAGCGGCCCCUGUCGCCCGCGCUCUGUCACUACAGCUCCUUUCCUCGAGCCGACCGAUCCGGGCGCCCCUUCCUCCCGCUCUUCCCCGAGCCCCCGGAGCCGGAGGACCUGCCGCUGCUCCGGCCGGAGCAGCUUGCUCGGCGGGAGGCCCUGCUGCACGCGGCCUGGGCCCGGGGCUCGCGCCCGCGCCACGCUUCCCUGCCGAGCUCCGUGGCCGAGGCCUUCGCUCGGCCCAGCUCGCUGCCCGCCGGCUGCACCGGCCCCGCCUGCGCCCGCCCCGACGGCCACACGGCCUGCAGGCGGUUGGCGCAGGCGCAGUCGAUGUGCCUGCCGACCUACCAGGAGGCCUGCAAGGAGGGCGAGCAGGCAGGGUCCCCGGCCUGGAGGCACAGGCAGCACGUCUGCCUGCACGCCCACGCCCACGCCCACCUGCCGUUUUGCUGGGGGGCAGUCUGUCCUCACCUCCCACCCUGUGCGAGCCAGAGUUCCUGGCCCACUGGGGCCUGGGGGUCUCUGGGGCACAGGGGUAGGACUCUGGGGCUGGGCACAGGCUACAGGGACAGUGGGGGACUGGGCGGGGUCAGCAGGGUAGCCUGUGGGACGCAAGGCUUCCUGGGACCCUGUACCUGGAGGCGGAUCUCCAGUCUGGAGUCAGAAGUGUGAGUUAUCAGCCACUCAGUCUCCUAGCCACCUGGAUUCUCUGCCUGACACUGUCAGGGUUAAGGGGCAGGCAGGAUUGGGCUUUUCUGGCUUCUACAAUGAAAUCCUGGCCAUUCAACCCCAGUGACAGAUGAUAUCUUCCAUGGUCAGCUCGGUGACCUCAGCAGCCUCAAAUCAUGGUGUGGGCUGGGCUUUUGCUGUCCUCUUGUCAUGCAAAGUUCUGCCAGGAGGGUGUGCUGUGGGGGUCAGACCCUGAGGCUCUCUCUGCCCUGGGGCUGGCCGGUUCCUGGUCAUGGCUGCUGUGGGCAUGGAGGCUGGAACCUGUGGUUGAGGCAGGGCUAUCCUGAUCCUUGCUCUGCCUGGCUGGAGUUUCUUCUCAUCAGAGCACUGGGACAUUAAACCAACCUUUUACAA
This is a messenger RNA of Callithrix jacchus (white-tufted-ear marmoset), 5079 nucleotides long. It is a transcript of the gene GRIN2C, whose product is annotated as glutamate ionotropic receptor NMDA type subunit 2C. Gene Ontology annotation, cellular component: membrane. Gene Ontology annotation, biological process: monoatomic ion transport. Gene Ontology annotation, molecular function: ligand-gated monoatomic ion channel activity; signaling receptor activity. The record is from RefSeq and is a predicted model, not a curated record. NCBI's taxonomy places the organism in Eukaryota, Metazoa, Chordata, Mammalia, Primates, Cebidae.